AUGUCUUAUAAUCAAAAUCCCUACGGUCAGCCUAGCCCUUACAACGACGGUCCUUCGGCCGAGGGCGGUUAUGGCGGCAGCUAUGGCGGCAACUAUGGUGGAGGUUACGACAACAACGGCUACGGUCAACAGCCCGAAUCACACGAGAUGCAGACAUAUGGCCAGCAACAACGUCAACCUCACGGCCCUGAUACCACGGCCACCGGCGCUCCUCUAUCCCAGCAAGAAUUCUUGAACAGUGUCCGCGACGUCGAAGGCCACAUCCAACAGUUCCGCGCAAACCUCGACCAGAUCCGCACUCUUCACCAACAGUCCCUCUCCGAUACCAGCGGCCGCCCGCCCCCAGGCCUCGAGCAGCUGCAGGCCGUGACCGAGCAGCUCAAGUCACAGAUCAAGACCGAAGUCGACAACCUUGUCUCUGAUGCCACCCGGACCGGCGACGGUACCUUCAACACCAAGAAGCGCCAGGCCGAGCGCCUCAGGGAUCUGUACAAGGAUGCUAUUCAGGCCUACCUUGUGGAGGAGCGCCGCCACAAGGGCCAGAUUGGCGAGCAGGCCGUUCGUCAGCUGUUGAUUGUCAACCCCGAUGCGACGCCCCAGGAACAGGAUGCUGUGCGCAACGGCGACAUGCAGCAGGAUCAGAUCUUCCAGAGUGCUCUCCUACAAUCUAACCGCGUCGGCGCCGCCAAGGCCGUCCUCGGCAACGUACAAGCCCGCCACCAGGAACUCCUCCGCGUCGAGCAAUCGAUGCAAGAGCUCGCCCAACUCUUCGAGUACCUCAACACGCUCAUCGUGCAGCAGGGCGAGGUCAUCGCCGACGUGGUACAAAAGACGGAGCAGGUCAACGACAACAUGGACAAGGGCAUCCAGGAGGUUGACAAGGGCGUCAAGCACGCACGCAACCGCCGCAAGCUCAAAUGGUACUGCUUGCUGGUGUGCGUGCUCAUCAUCAUUGCCAUUGCGCUCGGUGUCGGCCUGGGCGUCUACUUCUCGAACAAGAAGAAUUAGAGAUUCGGUGGUGGUUCGGGAGGUUCAGACGCAGAUGAGGCUGGUGGCUUGAAAGGGGCCACGCCGCCGCCGUCGCAGCAGCAGCAGCAGGCGCAACAGCAGUCACAGUCGCAGGCGCAGGUGAUCCCUCCUGUGCCGGUUAUUCCUCCACUAGCUCCGAUACCUGUGCCGCUCCCAACGGUUGUUCCAGCGCCAGUGCCUUCAGGCGGAGGUAACCACGCUUAUGCUCCUCAGGCUCAAGGACUAAGUUGGAACGCGACGGUGGCUGGAGAGAAGAGAUUUUACAGUGCGGGCUGGUAAUGGCCCCUACCAAACUCGACACAUACACAACUAAUACC
Neurospora tetrasperma FGSC 2508 is the source of this 1346-nucleotide messenger RNA. RefSeq lists its product as uncharacterized. The transcript is spliced from 3 exons. Gene Ontology annotation, biological process: vesicle fusion; intracellular protein transport; exocytosis. Bases 1 to 1008 code for a protein of 335 amino acids. The record is from RefSeq and is a predicted model, not a curated record. Gene Ontology annotation, molecular function: SNARE binding; SNAP receptor activity. Gene Ontology annotation, cellular component: SNARE complex; plasma membrane; endomembrane system. NCBI's taxonomy places the organism in Eukaryota, Fungi, Ascomycota, Sordariomycetes, Sordariales, Sordariaceae.